Neolamprologus brichardi is the source of this 2187-nucleotide messenger RNA. The record is from RefSeq and is a predicted model, not a curated record. NCBI's taxonomy places the organism in Eukaryota, Metazoa, Chordata, Actinopteri, Cichliformes, Cichlidae.
UUUUUUGAGAUGGCUAUGGCACCUCGGGCCCUGGCACUUCUGCUGCCCCUGGUGCUCAUCCUGCUGAGCCCGGCACCGACUCCCACCCUGGGCGGAUGCCCAUCGGCUUGCCGGUGCUCUUUUGCCAUGCUGCAGUGCCUGGAACCCAAUGGCAUAACCAGCAUCCCGCCGCUUGCUUUGCAAGAGAGCGAGAACGUGACAGAGAUUUACAUAGAAAACCAAGCCGGCCUGGAGAACAUAACAGAAGUCGACCUUAUCUUCUACAGAGAGCUGAAAAACCUGUAAGUCAUUCUUUUCUCUCAACUUAUUUUGAGUUUAAACUUGGCAUCAAACUCUCUGGAGCACAUCAGCUGGAAGGUGUUUCAUUUUCUGCCUCUGCUUAACCUCGUUUUGAGAGACAACCCUCUCAUUUGCUCGUGUGAGCUCUACUGGCUGAAGCAGUGGCAAGAACGCGGUGACCUGGAUAACCAAAUGUUGUCUUGCUUGUCUGAUGGCGAGAAAAUAUCCCUUUUCAAUUUGAUGAUAGAAAACUGCAGAAGCCAGGCGAGGAGCAGCCAGUCAGGAGAAAUUGGAGUUUUUAUGAGGUUGAACACCAGUCGAGAUGUGCUGUAUGUGAGAGCCAACACACUGCAGGAGAGCGGAGACUCUGCGCUGGAGCUGGUCCUUUACCUCACCAACGUUUCCUCCAAGGACAACCUACACAACCUGACUUGCGAGGCCGAGAACCAAGCUGGGCCAGGGGAGAGGAUGGUGCAAUUGGACAUUGAGUUUCCAGUCAGAAUAAUCUUCCUGAAUAAUGCUGUGCCGCAGCACCACUGGUGUUUUCCGUUUGCCGUGGACGGCAAUCCCGAACCGAACAUCACCUGGCUUUACAACGGCACGAAAUUAAACGAGACCAGAUACAUAUACACGCAGCCCAUCGUAGAUUCAGGCGAUGGAUCGGAGAAGCACGGAUGUCUCUUCCUUGACAAGCCAACCCACGUCAACAAUGGCAACUACACUCUGAUUGUGGAGAACAAACUGGGAAGAGAUGAGGCCACCGCACAUGGGUACUUCAUGGACAACCCCUUUGACAAUUCUGAUGGGAUAAUUCCAUACGUCGUGGGUCAAAGUCCUACAAACAAAUCAGACAUGGACGUCACGGAAAACCCGGAGAGUCGGAUGUAUUUGGUGUAUGUGGCCGUGGGUCUCGGUGUGUUUGCUUGCAAACUUCUGCUCAUCAUGGUUUUGGUUGUCUACAAAUGUGGCCAUCAUUCCAAGUUUGGAAUUCACAGAUCAUCAGUUCUGGGGAAGGAGGAUGACCUGGCCGUGUCACUGCGCUUCAUGAAUUUUGGUACCAGCCCGCCUUCCUCCGAUGAAGACUCUGGCUUGUCUAGCUUCGUAGAGAAUCCACAGUACUUCUGCAGCAUAAUCAAAGACAAAGACAUGUGUGUCCAGCAUAUUAAAAGGCAGGAUAUUGUUUUGAAGUGGGAGCUGGGGGAAGGAGCGUUUGGCAAAGUCUACCUGGCAGAGUGUGCAAACCUCAGCCCCGACAACGACAAGAUGCUCGUAGCCAUCAAGACUCUGAAGGACGCAAAUGAGUCCACCCGGCAGGACUUCCAGCGGGAGGCGGAGCUGCUGACGGUGCUCCAACACCAGCACAUUGUGCGGUUCUACGGCGUCUGUACCGACGGAGAGCCGCUGGCCAUGGUGUUUGAAUACAUGAGGCACGGAGACCUGAACCGCUUUCUUCGAGCUCACGGCCCUGACGCUCACAUCCUGGACGAGUCCAAGAUGCCCCCGCUGGGUGAGCUCACUCUGCCUCAGAUGCUGCACAUUGCUGCUCAGAUUGCCUCAGGCAUGGUCUACCUCGCAUCGCUGCACUUCGUUCACCGUGACCUGGCAACUCGCAACUGUCUGGUUGGAGAGGGUCUGGUGGUCAAAAUCGGAGACUUCGGCAUGUCCAGAGACAUCUACAGCACAGAUUACUAUCGGGUGGGUGGACGUACAAUGCUCCCGAUCCGCUGGAUGCCCCCUGAGAGCAUCAUGUACAGGAAGUUCACGACGGAGAGCGACAUCUGGAGCUUUGGCGUGGUCCUCUGGGAGAUCUUCACCUAUGGGAAACAGCCAUGGUAUCAGCUGUCCAAUAGCGAGGGUUACAGUCCUGUCAACAAAGCCAUCACGAAGCUGUAUGAGACACUGUCCUAA